Cyprinodon tularosa is the source of this 1772-nucleotide messenger RNA. Its product is annotated as homeobox protein Hox-B4-like. Gene Ontology annotation, molecular function: sequence-specific double-stranded DNA binding; DNA-binding transcription factor activity, RNA polymerase II-specific. Gene Ontology annotation, biological process: central nervous system development; regulation of DNA-templated transcription; neuron projection morphogenesis. The coding region runs from base 166 to 1077 and encodes 303 amino acids. The transcript has 3 exons. Lineage: Eukaryota; Metazoa; Chordata; Actinopteri; Cyprinodontiformes; Cyprinodontidae. Gene Ontology annotation, cellular component: nucleus. The record is from RefSeq and is a predicted model, not a curated record.
UCCACAAGACGGAGGGGCAGGAAUUGAAACAUAAAUUGAAAUUCCUCCAAUUGCAACAAAAAAGAAAAAAAAAAUCCUAGUUUUUUUGUUGUUGUUUUUUUUAUAGAAUUUAAACAAAAUAGAGUAUUUUAACUGAAUUUAGAAGUGGCAGCGUUCCGAAGGACAAUGUCUACCGCGUAUGAGAAAUCGAAAAACUUUCGGAUUGACGCGCUCCUGGCGCAUGACGCAGGGCAAAUGAUGGAGAGGGAUUGCCUUUCUCCGGGACUGUGUCACAGCAGGGGCUCCGAAGAUAGUCCAGAGUCACCCUCUCCUCAUCUAAACUUUGCAAACAGCUCUUUAACCCAGAUAUCCAAGCCUCAUCUUUUCAACCUGUCUCAGUCAGGAUUCGCCACUAUGCAUCAAGUAGGUAUCAUAGGAAUGCAGGCGGAAUCCGUGUAUCCUCUCACUGCCCUCGGUCAGCACCCUGCCUUGAUGUAUCCAGCCUUUGCUCAGCUGGUUCAGCCUCAUCGGGAGCACACCAAGGGUGGAAACGUGGCCCCAAUGCUUCCAAUGGAUCCAUGGAUCAGAGGCGCAAUGGUGAUGCCAAGAUUUGGAGAGUAUGGAGAACCAGGUCAGUCAGCCUUACUGGGGAAGUGUCGAAGGCCCAGGACAGCGUUUACCAGUCAGCAGCUCCUGGAACUUGAAAAUCAGUUCAAGCUCAACAAGUACCUGUCGCGACCCAAACGCUUCGAGGUGGCCACCUCACUCAUGCUGACGGAGACUCAGGUGAAGAUCUGGUUCCAGAACAGACGUAUGAAGUGGAAGAGGACUCGUAGAGCAAAGGAACAAGUCUCUGCAACAUCUUUGACUGACAGUAUGAUGGACGUGGAGAGUCUUAAUCAUAGUAUCUGUCUUAAUUCCGGCCUGGAAGUGGAAAACGGGAGAGAAGUGGGGGAUGAGUUUGGAGUCGAGGAAAUGAAACAGUUGAACGAAGCAUCUUUGGGCUCAGUCAGCUUCACAAGUUACAAAGGAAGGGGGGCAAGGAGCUACAGUUCUUACUGUAAGGAAGAGAUAAAAGAGAGGAGUGGAACUUCUUAGGAUAUGUGUAAAGACAUGUACUUACUGUAUUUUUAUUUUGUUUUAUAUUUAUUACGCUUUUUGUAAUUGCGACUGAGUAUGCCUUACUGCUGUUCAAGUUUCCACCUGGAACAUCUGUCAGUAAAUUUGUGAUGCUGUGCUGAGGUUGCUUUGUAGCCUUUACACCAAGGGUGAUUAAAGUCUGCCUCAGGAGCUGACGUCAUCCAUGGAGUAGAUGUUUCCCUACUUUAUCACACGAUUUCCUUUUAUUGCAAAUAACUGGCUUUUACUAAUCUGCAACCAUCUAAAUCAGAUUUUUUGAAGCAAGGAAACUAAAACUUGUAGGACAAGAGCCCUCUGGGUCUGACUUUGGAUGCCCCUGUUUUAAACAAUUAUUUUUCAAUCAUCACUUUUCCAUCCAUCUUUACAAGUAAAACAUUCUAGAAAGUGAAAUGAAAAGUGACCUUCUGUACAGGAAAAUACGGUUGAUUAAAAAAACCAAAAGAACUAUUUUGUAGGCACUUAAACGAGAUAAACUUAAUUUAUUUUUGUUUACGUUUUCAGGCAAAUAGCAAAGGGUAAUGCAUGCAAUUUAUUUAAUGUUUUUCUUGCUCUAUGAAAAAAGAACUGUCCUAGUAUUUCAAAGGGUUUUCAUUUGGAUGUUUUUAACUGGUAAGCCUUUGUGUUCUUCUUCAAACUUGAAUAAAAACACUGUA